UUGUCUUUCUUGUUAACUUAAAACUGCCCACGUGUUUUUAAAAUUUUGCAUUUACCAUUUUUUUUAGCUGUUUCAGUUAUAUUAUAUUUAUUAACUGAAUGAAUCUUUUCUAAGAAAUAACGUUUUCUAUUAUGCUUAAUAUAAAUUCAUUUCAUUGCGUUCGCCCUUUAUCAGGCAUGACCACGACCACAUAAUAAUGCUUGAUGCCUACAAAUUUGUCAGUAUCAACCGCAUAACGUGAACACCACUGCACUGAUUAGUUCCGCUUCAGACAGUACCAUCGUAGAUGGAGGUGAACGAAUCGGUUGAGGUUCCCGCUCCAACGGUAUUUGUUCAUCGGGUCGACACCUUUCUUGGAAAAGUUUUGGCUCAACAUCUUGGACAGAGCUUAUUUCCUGAUUCUGGUGGAACUAAAGCUCCAAGCAGACGCUUUGAUACAGCAUUUCUUCAGGCUGUAAAAUCGAAAGAUUUUUACCGGAUCAUCGGCACAUACUGGCCGCGACCAGCACUAGCAGAGAAGUAUGACUAUCCCGCAAUCUUGCCUAAAGUUCCUGUGGUGGAUAAUUUGUAUCCAUCGGAUAACCCAGAUGACGUAAAUAAUGCCUUAGAUGCUGCCGACAUUUAUGUGCUGCAUUUGGUGGACGACGAUGGCACCAACCAAUUAUUUAGUCAAACCGAACAACUUAUAGGUCUGAUUCAAUCCAGAUCAAAGGUUAGCAAGCAGAAAAAGACGGUUGUACUGGUCUCAAGCUUAAUGACGUGGGCAGCAACCAAGACUAGGCAGGCCAAAAAGCCCAAAGAUGCGGAAGAGGAUGAAGAGGAAGAAAAGAAAAUCUUCACAGAAGAUACGUUUCGAAGACGCAAACCCCACCCAGAUUUCAAAAAGCAUUACGAUCUUGAAAAGCUGUUGAUCCAGGCGGCAAAAGAAUCGAAGCGGCGCAUCACUGCAACUGUAAUCGGGGCAGGCUUGAUUUAUGGCUGUGGUGAAAGCAGUUUGCACUGGAUGUUCAAAGAGGCUUGGCAUAAUUCAUCAGCGCUGCAAAUACCAAGUGAUGGAAAGAACGUUAUCCCCAUGAUUCAUGCUAAAGAUCUUUGUCAAGUUGUACAAAACGUGUUUGAAAAUAAACCGACAUCGCGAUACAUUGUAGCCGUGGAUGAUGGAAACAUGACGCUUCAGCAGAUCGCAUCGGAAAUCAGUAAAGUACUAAGCGGCGGUGGAGUUACGAAAUCCCCUGUGGAUGAUGUUGUGCGUUCGUAUUCUCUUGAUCAAUUGGCGAUCGACGUCUUAGUCAGUGAUCUACGAUUUCAAGCCACCGUCAAAGAAGGCAUGAAAAUUGAGUGGACAGCUGAAGAAGGCUUUAAAAGCGCAAUAACAGGCGUAAUUAAAGAAUAUCGGGUUUUGAGGAAUCUGUUUCCUAUAAAGGUCAUCAUCACUGGUCCGUCGUUCUCGGGCAAAACCACUCUAGCAAAACGUAUAGCUGCAUUCUACAAACUGCAUUACGUGGAAGCAUCACAAACUGUCUUGGAGAAAGAACAAGAACUUUCGGAUAGAAUUACGCGCACCACACCAAAAGAAGAUAAACCGGCAACGGAAAAUGGUGAGGACGAAGGAAACGAGGGCGAGGCCGAGGAAAAGGCACGGAACAGUAUUGCAGAUGCUGAACAGUUACUUGCUGAUAUCAAUACCAGUAAAACCCAGAACGCUGGCCAGAUUUCUUCUGAACUUUUACUCCGUUUAAUGCGUGAAAAAUUAUUGAGUAAACCGUGUCAAAAUCAAGGAUAUGUAUUGGAUGGAUAUCCGACAGUCUACCAAGAAGCAAAACAGUUGUUCGCACAAGCGGAGGAUGGCCAUGAGCAAGAUGACGAGGAGGGUGAAAAUAACGAGACCGAGCCAGUGGAGAAGGAUGAGGACGACGCCGAAAAAGUACUAACCAAUAAAAACAUUGCUCCAGAUUAUGUUUUUUAUUUGGAUAUUUCGGUGGAUAUGGCAAAAAGACAUAAAAUGGCCGAAACCGAAAUUGCCGGCAGCCGUGACUCACUGGAAGAUAUUUUUAUGCAGCGAUAUGUGGACUACAAUCGUCAGACCAGCGAAGAAGAAAAUGUUCUCAAUUUUUUCGAUGAUAUUGGCAAUCAUGCGCAGUGGCUAAAAAUUACCGCUGAUGAAGUGCCACAGCUGGACAGUGCGUUUUCUGCAACUUUGAGAAAAGUCGGGAAGCCCCACAACUACGGACUUUCUGACGUUGAGAAGCAGCUCGAAGCCGAGAAGAAAGCGGUCGAACAAAGUCGGAAGGAUGCAGAUGAACGGAAACGGAAAUUACUGGUGGACGAAGAAACCAAACCACAAAGGCAGCAAGAAGAAAAGAAGUGGGCAGAAUUGCUGGAGGUACUACAACUAGAAGAUUACGGCCGACGGGAACUACUUGCCAUGCCGGCUCAUACGUAUUUACUCAAGUAUGUCCUGCCGACGGUUCAUGUCGGAUUGCUCAAGUGCGCCAGAAUCGUACCGGCCGACCCUGUUGAUUUCCUUGCUGAAUAUCUUUUGCAACAAAGCAAACAGACCAAAGUUAUCGAACCAAAAUCACUAGAGAAAGAUGAUAAUGGUAAUGUGGGUUUAACCGCUCAACAGAGUAACCUACCAGAGACGACGGCCAACGAGAUUCUUGAAAACGAAAAUGUCCAAGGAAACAUCCCGCAAACACCCGAAGGAGGUGAACUAGCGACCCCGGAAGUCCGCAACCAGUAUUCAGAAAACGCUUUUCAGUUUCCUUCUACCAUUUCAUAUCGGUACUCGGACUAUCAAGACGAAGCUUAUCAUUUUAUCACAACUAGUUUUAUUUCUGAUGUCGAAACUGGUGCUGAUGUUUAGCCCAGUGAAUCAGCUGUUGUUGCGCUUUGACGGAUUUCUGUUCUCAUGGCCAAAAUAUGUCUUUGAACGUUAUCUGCGUGGAGUACGCAGAGGGCAGUCAGAUUACCCUCUGGAGCAACCUAGCUAAACUGAUAGAAUAAGCAGCUUUAAUCUCGUUCCUUCUCUCACAGUUACUUCGCGGUGGGAUCUUUCCCAGAUUUAUUUGUAAAAAGGGAUGCCAAUCCCCCACCACCCUUUUCUGUUUUCUGUUCUGGCUUAGAGGUCGAAGCAGGGGCUGCCUGUGAUGCCGUGGGGUUUGAAUUCCAGUUCCACACGAUA
Messenger RNA from Paramacrobiotus metropolitanus, 3184 nucleotides. RefSeq names its product adenylate kinase 7-like. NCBI's taxonomy places the organism in Eukaryota, Metazoa, Tardigrada, Eutardigrada, Parachela, Macrobiotidae. The record is from RefSeq and is a predicted model, not a curated record.